Arachis duranensis is the source of this 4397-nucleotide messenger RNA. RefSeq names its product kinesin-like protein KIN-6. Gene Ontology annotation, cellular component: microtubule; kinesin complex. Gene Ontology annotation, molecular function: ATP binding; microtubule binding; microtubule motor activity. The transcript has 20 exons. Gene Ontology annotation, biological process: microtubule-based movement. Bases 84 to 3341 code for a protein of 1085 amino acids. The record is from RefSeq and is a predicted model, not a curated record. NCBI's taxonomy places the organism in Eukaryota, Viridiplantae, Streptophyta, Magnoliopsida, Fabales, Fabaceae.
UAUUUAAAUCUUCCCUCAUUUUUUGUUCUUGUUUGCGUUUAAACUCUCAAACAGAGAAAGAGAACAUAGAGCAAAAUUACACGAUGGAGGACUUGAACAGUUCAACGCCGUGCCCUUACACCGUGACGAUUCGCCGGAACCCCCAUCGGAAAGCUCGCAACACGCCGAAAUACACUCCACAGAACUUCAACUUGCGCGAAAUUCCACCAUUUCCCAACGACGACGUUUUGUUCGCUGCGCAGAACAUGCCAGAGGUUCCCUCGGCGGCAUCCAUAGAAAACAAGCAAGAAAACGAUAACCUCAGAGUUUUCCUCAGAAUCCGACCCCUCCCUACCGAGUCGCCAAGUCGAGCUCCACACGAGAGAGGAAAGAGCGUGUGGCCUCAGAAUCCAAUGAAGAAGAGCAGCGCCGCUGCAGCAGCAGCAUCCAAAACCUCGAAGAAGAAGAAGAGCUCCGAUACUUCGUGCAUAUUGGUGAACGAUUCACAGUCAGUGACGUUAUCUCCCCCUUUGGAUUUGCAGGAUUCGAAGCGAAUCAAAUCGGAGACGUACAGAGGUUUCUCUCAUGUUUUCUCUUCUGAUUCUUCUCAGUUUGAAGUGUAUGAGAGAAUGGUGAAACCUAUGGUGGAUGCGUUUCUUGAGGGUGAAAGUGGAAUGGUGGCUGCGCUGGGGCCUAGUGGAUCCGGCAAGACACACACUGUGUUUGGGAGCCCAAGGGAUCCUGGAAUGGUGCCCCUGGUCCUCCGCCAUAUUUUCAAGGAGACUCUGUCAGAGGCCAAAAACUCACCUAGAUCCUUUUAUAUCUCAAUAUUUGAGAUAUGUACGGAACGCGGCAAAUCAGAGAAGCUUUAUGAUUUAUUACCAGAUGGUGGUGAACUGAGCAUGCGACAGUCGGCCAUUAAAGGACUGCAAGAGGUUCUCAUCUCCAAUACUGAACAGGCAGAAUCUUUAAUAGCACAAGCAGUUGCAAAACGUGCAACUGCAAUGACAAAAACAAACAGUCAGUCAAGCCGGUCACAAUGCAUCAUUAACAUUCGUGAUGUUCCCGUAAUGUGUGAGGGAGUGUUGAAUCCCAAGUCAGAUAGUGUUGUUUUGUCUAUCAUUGACCUUGCUGGAGCAGAAAGAGAAAAGAGAACUGGGAAUCAGGGGACAAGGUUGCUUGAAAGCAAUUUCAUCAACAACACGCUAAUGGUGUUUGGCUUAUGCUUGAGAUCUUUGUUGGAGCACCAAAAAAAUCCCAAGAAGCCAUUGCAAAAGCACUUCCAGAAUUCAAUGUUGACUAGGUACAUGCGAGAUUAUUUGGUUGGGAAGAAGCGGAUGACUUUGCUUUUAACAGCAAAGUCAGGAGUUGAAGAUUAUCUGGAUACUUCGCACCUGUUGAGACAAGCUUCUCCAUAUAUGCAAAUCAAGUACAAUGAAGCUGAACAACCAAAUAUGGCUCCCAAAAAGAGGCAUCACCAAGCAUCAUCUACUAUGGAUUGGGCAAAACCAUCACCAAUAAUAAGAGUAGAACACCGAAAGAAAAUGAAACUUGACACUAGUGAAGAUGCUGUACAGAAUGAUGGAACAACCAUUGAUGAAUCAAACACUUCUAAAAAAGCAGACGGUUCAACAUUGUGCAAAUUAGAUGCAAGCCAUCCUGUUUCUUUCGACUUAAAGUGUGAUAGCCAGUCCCAGAGGGAAAGAAGCCAUAUUAUAAUGAGGAAUUUUGCUAAAGUUUUAUGGAGUGUGCUGAAAGAAUAUAAUUCCAAAUUGAAGGUUGCAGAGAAGGAAAUACAAAGUCUUAAAGAAUGCAUCGGAUAUGAGAAGGAAAAACUUUUAGUGCUGGAAACAGAAUUUAACGAGUUUAAGGCUCACUGCACUUGUUGCAAACGAGGGAAGGAAUCAACGAAGCCUAAACUUGUAGAAUCAGAUGAAGAACCUACACCUACUUGUUCCCAGUUGGAUUUUGAAAAAUCAAACCGGGAAGUUUUGAACUCCUUGUCAAAGAACCAGAAUUCAUUUGAGGUUGAGGCUGUGGACAAUAUAUCAAGUGAUACAUCUUGUGCACCACCAUCAAAUGUGUCUAGAGUUGAUCAAGGAGAUGUACCCGAGCUUAGUACAUCCUUUACACAUUCAGAUUCUGAGAACUCAGAACUGUGCUGCUAUGAUGCUGUGACAGUUGACGAGGCUGCGAGCAAGAUAUUGAAUGUGAGUUGUUUUCCAUUUGUUAAUAUGUGCAUGCCAUAUUUUUGUACACGGUCAGAUUCUAAAAAAUCAAACACUAGUGAUGAAAUAGAUGGAAAGCCUGUACAUGGCUUUUCUUGGGCACAACCAGACUCUGAAGAGUUCGAUAGAAAGUCUAUGGAUGGUGCUUCAUGCACACAGUCAGAUUCUGAAAAAUCAGAUAAAACUAAUGAUUCAGAUGUAAAGUCUAUGCAUGGUGCUUCUUGUACACUACCAGAUUCUGACGAAUCAGAUGGAAAAUCUACGCAUGGUGCUUCUUGUACACUACCAGAUUCUGAUAAAUCAGAUGGAAAGUCUACGCAUGGUGCUUCAUGUACACAAUCAGAUUCUGAAAAAUCAGAUAAAACUGAUGAUUUAGAUGCAAAGUCUAUGCAUGGUGCUUCUUGUACACUACCAGAUUCUGACAAAUCAGAUGGAAAAUCUACGCAUGGUGCUUCUUGUACACUACCAGAUUCUGACAAAUCAGAUGGAAAGUCUACGCAUGGUGCUUCAUGUGCACAAUCAGAUUCUGAAAAAUCAGAUAAAACUAAUGAUUCAGAUGCAAAGUCUAUGCAUGGUGCUUCUUGUACACUACCAGAUUCUGACGAAUCAGAUGGAAAGUCUACGCAUGGUGCUUCAUGUACACAAUCAAAUUCAGAAAAAUCAGAUAAAAUUGAGGAGUCAGAUGGAAAGCCUAUGUCUGGCGCUCCUUGUAUACAAGCAGAUUCUGAGAAAUCAGAUCGGGAAGUCCAGGCCUCCUCGUCAAAACCCGGGCAUCAUAUUGGUUUGGAGGUGGAGGACGCAAUCAAGAAAUCAUGUGGAUGGUUGGCAUCUUCAUCGUUAAUCAAAGACGUGGUUUUGGAUUCAUCUUCUCCCGAAGGUAUUUCAUCUAGUACACGUGACCUUGUGGGAGAUCCACGUGGUGAGAUAGGAAUCAAUAACUCCUGCAAACCUCUGAGACCGAAAAGAACACUUAUGCCCAAGUCAUCCAUGUUAUCAAGGGACUUUACCUUUGAUAUUGACGAGAGCGAGAAAUUUAAGGGGACAAGAAAGUUAGCUGCAAUUGAUCAGAAAAUAUCAAAUGGUAGCAUCACUCUUCUGCGCUUGCUUAAAGCUAAUAACAACCCUCAUCUGUAGCGUGACCACUAAAGAGCUAAAGGAAGUCAAUGCAGUAGGAACUAAAUUCUGCAACCUUCAUCACUUUUAAUACUCAUUAAACGGUAGGAUGUAUUUUUUGGGGGAAGGUUAUAAAUAUCUGUGCCCUACUUGUACAAUAGGCGUUUUGGGCUCUUUCCCACAAUUAAGCCUUUAACUAACAUUGUAAAACGCUACCCCGAGAGAGGGAUUAGGGAUGUCAAUGGGGCGGGGCGGGGGCGGGGGAUGCUUCCCUACUCCCCGUCCCCGCCCCCAGAAUUAAUCCCCGUCCCCGCCCCAUUCCCCGUCAUGGGGGGAUAAUUGUCCCCAUCCCCGUUCCCCGCAUUCCCCGCAUUCCUCGCGGGGCCCCAUUUCCCAUCUCCCUAUGUUUAACAUUCAUAUGGAAAUUAUAGUAAAAAAUAUCAAAAAAACAAAAAAACAAACUAAAAAAUAUUAUUACAAACACACAAGCAUAUCUUAUCUAAGAUUAUAAGUUCAGAAAUACAACAUAGCAAAUCAUAGUCCAUAAAAUAAAAUCUUAAAAUGCAACUUCCAUUAUAAAGAAAGCAAUAAAACAAAGUCUUUAACAUCAAAUAUUCUUUCAUUGUCGGCAUAAAACUUCCAACAAACAUCUCAAUGUUCUCUGUUAAAACAAUAGAGACAAAUAUGUUAACAUACAGUGACGAGAAUAGAAGCAAACACGCAGACGCAGAAGUGGAGAGGAGAAGGACGCCGUGCCUGAGGAGAGAGAACGACGCGGUGAAGCUGCUAGGGUGACGGCGCAAGAGUGGCCGGUGGCUAGCUGUGAGGGUUUUGAAGUUUGAACAAAGUGGAGAGUGAGUGAGUGACUGGAGUCUAGAGAGUUGGGGUUUGGAUGGGAAUAGAGAGUUAGAGAGGGCGCAGCAACAAAGGUGAGAAGGGAAUAUAGGAUUAAGGUUUUUUAAUGGGUGAAAUUACUAAAAUACCCCCUAAGUUAGAAAUAAAGUAAGAGUAUUUAAGUAAGUUUAAUAAUUCGGGGAAUUAUCGGGGAUGGGGCGGGGAUCCCCGCUCGGGUCCCCG